Chiloscyllium plagiosum (whitespotted bambooshark) is the source of this 1978-nucleotide messenger RNA. Its product is annotated as interleukin-17A. Gene Ontology annotation, biological process: inflammatory response. Lineage: Eukaryota; Metazoa; Chordata; Chondrichthyes; Orectolobiformes; Hemiscylliidae. Gene Ontology annotation, molecular function: cytokine activity. The record is from RefSeq and is a predicted model, not a curated record. Gene Ontology annotation, cellular component: extracellular region.
AUCGGUUCAAGUUAGGUCAACUCUGCAAAGGAAUCCAGAAGACAGCAAGCAAAAAAACAACAAGAUGCUAUGCAAAUUCAAACUGCGAUCCUUAAUGACCUCUGUGGUUCUGCUCCUUGUGGUGCUCACCAUCCUGACAGAAGCUGCCUCCACGGGCAAAAGGAAGGAUAACAAAAGGAAAGAGGUGCACUCACGCACAAGGAGAAACACAAGCUACAUGCUGGAAUUGGAAAACAUUAAAUGGUCCUCGCACACUCCACCACGCAGGUGGAACAUCAUCCACGGUAGCUUCAUGAACCGCUCGGUGUCUCCCUGGAUCUACAGGCAGGACCAUGAUCCCAACCGUUACCCUGUCAUCAUCUGGAGAGCAGAAUGUGUGUCCUCUCACUGCCUGAACUCUGAAGGGAAAGAGAAUCUGAAUCUCAACACCCGCCUCGUUAAGCAGGAGAUGAUCGUGCUGAAGAAAGAGAGUCAUGAGAACCGAAUCACCUACCGUGCAGAGUUGGUGAUGGUUCCUGUUGCCUGUAUCUGUGUGCACCCAAUGGUCGUCAAAACCUAAAGGGAUCCGAUUAACAAAGGGUAAAGCCAGAUGAAGCCUAACUCAACACAGUCAGUCUUUAUUAUUCUAAAGUAUCAGUUCAGAGUGAGGAACAAAGCCAUUGAAAUCGCAAACUACCAGAAAGUCAGUCACAUUGUUUUGAAGUACCAGCUCAUUUAUACUGCACGCACCCUUGCCCAGCGAUACCACCCACUCCCUCACUCACACCACCCCUUCCCACCCUACCAUACUGACCAAUCCCCUGCCUCAUCCACAACACCCUUCCCUGCCAUACCCACACCCCCACCUCUGCCCUUGUGAACUCCGCCCUCCACUCACGCCAGCUACCAGGAAGCUCCUCCAUUUUGCAUGACACUUCAGCAGUUCUGGAAAAUCCUCCCUCACCCACAGCAGGAGUUGUUUCGACUCUGGGUCUUUCAAAGAGUCGGAAUAUCCCAAAUUCUCUCCUCAUGCAAUCGACAAACUCCCGGAAACCCAAUGUCCUUUCAAAUCAGAAGAACAUCAAAGUUUCUUUUGGAGGAAUCAUGUUAAAAUUAAGAGAUUCCCUCCCACCCAAUUAACAGUUAGAUUUUAAUGGAGGGAACCAUUUCCUUUAACAGUGCUAGGCUUCCCUUAGAAUCAGUAUUCCUGCCUUUCCCCUAUCCAAAUGGGAAAGUGUCCAUGUCAGGCCAGAAUUAGGCCCAACCUUCAUCCUCAAUUGUUGUUUUUAACUAAGAGCAUUGCCCUGCCCCAGUCCCUCUGGAGAAAAUGUCUCCAUGCCCAACACCCUUCAAUACUGCCUUUCCUUUUAAGACAUAUGCCAAUUUCAGAUGGACAAAACGACACUGUGUUUGUGACAUCUGGGGUCUUGCAUUUUGUGGCCCACGGCAAGUGACCGUCUCCUGGCCGACCAACCCCAGGCUCCCCUACCCCACCCAGAGGAGAGGCCUGUGCACACUGGCCUCAGACUCUGCCCGAAGUUCCCUGGGAGUGCCGAUCUCACAGGAUGAGGUAUGUGUGAGGGACAAUCCAUACUGUGUUAGGCAUUGCCACUCCUUCCCGCCCAAGGGACACAGUCACUCUGUUACAUUCUGUGAAUGAAACAUAAGAAAUGGGCCGUGACUUUGAAGAUGUGACAGACACAGGCCACUCGCUGCCAACCCAGUCAAUGUCUGUUUCCCAGACAAGCAGCAAACCCGGGGAACAGCACAGCUGGAGUGAGCCGGAUGGAAAUGGGAUUGCUUGGGACCCAGAGCAAGUGAAGUACAAAUAACCAGUUCUGAGUGUAGCAGAUGAUUGAAGUACUGACCAUGUCAGAGGCAAAAUGGGCCUUGCUGGUAGCUGGCUGGUAAGCUCUCUCUCUGGCUUCACCUCAUUGGUGAGGUUUGGGAGUGUCUGUUGGAUCACUUUAGCAUGGAAUUGUACAAUUCAGGAACCACU